CCAAGCAAUACAAGCCCAAAACCCCUGUUGGCGGUGUUGCAACGGAUAAGAAGGGAAAAAUAUGCCCCGCCGUGUCUGUGGCUGAUCUCUCAAUCCCCUUUACACCUAUUUCUCUCAUUUCCGGGGUUUCUUACACUCGGUUGCGGAAUUCUUUGUUUGUGAGUUUUAGACUAGGGUUAGGGUUUGCUUUGCAUAAUGGCAACCGCAUCAGUUGCAUUUAAGUCUAGAGAGGACCAUAGGAAGCAGAUUGAAUUGGAAGAAGCGCGUAAGGCGGGGCUUGCCCCUGCUGAGGUUGAUGAGGAUGGAAAGGAGAUUAAUCCUCACAUUCCUCAGUAUAUGUCAUCUGCACCUUGGUAUCUCAAUGCCGAGAAACCUAGCUUGAAACAUCAAAGGAAGUGGAAAUCAGAUCCUAAUUAUACAAAGUCAUGGUAUGAUAGAGGUGCAAAAGUUUUCCAGGCUGAAAAAUAUAGAAAGGGUGCAUGCCACAACUGUGGAGCUAUGACACAUGCUGCAAAGUCAUGCGUGGAAAGGCCCAGGAAAGUGGGUGCAAAAUGGACUAACAUACACAUAGCCCCUGAUGAAAAAAUAGAGACUAUUGAACUUGAUUAUGAUGGCAAGCGAGACCGGUGGAAUGGUUAUGACCCAUCAAGCUAUACCCAUGUUGUUGAAAGAUAUGAAGCUCGAGAUGCGGCUCGAAGGAAGCAUGUGAAGGAACAACAACUUAAAAAAUUGGAGGAGAAAAACGGGAACCAAAAUGCUGAGGAUGGGGUUAAUGAUGUUGACAAUGAUGAGGAUGAUUUAAGGGUAGAUGAAGCCAAGGUUGACGAGAGCAAACAAAUGGACUUUGCAAAGGUUGAGAAGCGCGUGCGAACAACAGGUGGUGGGAGCACAGGAACUGUUAGGAAUUUGCGUAUUCGUGAGGACACAGCAAAAUAUCUUUUAAAUCUUGAUGUUAACUCUGCGCACUAUGAUCCCAAAACCCGGUCCAUGCGCGAGGAUCCUCUUCCAGAUGCAGAUCCAAACGAAAAAUUCUACGAGGGAGAUAACCAAUAUAGGAAUAGUGGUCAAGCAUUGGAGUUCAAGCAUCUCAACAUCCAUGCUUGGGAGGCAUUUGAGAAGGGACAAGAUAUUCACAUGCAAGCAGCUCCAUCACAAGCUGAGUUGCUAUAUAAAAAUCAUAAGGUCAUAAAAGAUAAGUUGAAGACCCGAACAAAGGACACUAUUAUGGAGAAGUAUGGCAAUGCGGCUAGUGAAGAGGAAAUUCCAAGAGAACUUCUAUUGGGACAGAGUGAAAGACAAGUUGAAUAUGAUCGGGCAGGGCGGAUCAUCAAGGGGCAGGAGACUGUACUUCCUAGAAGCAAGUAUGAAGAAGAUGUUCUCAUUAAUAAUCACACAACUGUGUGGGGGUCAUGGUGGAAGGAUCAUCAAUGGGGCUACAAGUGCUGCAAACAGAUGAUUCGGAACAGUUAUUGCACAGGUGCUGCUGGAAUAAAGGCUGCUGAGGCUGCAACUGAUCUUAUGAAGGCUAAUAUUGAUCGUAAAGAGGCAACUAAAGAGGCACCUGCACCAGUGGAGGAGAAACAGCUUGCUACUUGGGGAACUGAGGUUCCAGAAGAUUUAAUUUUGGAUGAGAAGUUACUCGCUGAAGCGCUUAGAAAGGAAGAUGAAAGAAAGAGAGAGGUUAAAGAUGAGAGAAAGCGGAAAUACAAUGUCAGUUGGAAUGAUGAGGUUACUGCUGAAGAUAUGGAGGCAUACAGGAUGAAGAAAGUCCAUCAUGACGACCCAAUGAAGGAUUUCCUCCAUUAAACUUUUGCUGUAUUUAGUUGUAGCGUGCUUCUUCUCUCCCCUUCAGCUUGGUAUGCUUUUGUACUUCUUUAAUAAACACUGAUUAAUAAUAUAAGAUGAGAUGGCUGAUUGAUUGUUAUUGUGAUGAAUCGGAUAACUACAAGGACACCUAAGAUAAGCAAUAGACUUGCUCUAUUAUGGGGUACUUGAUAGA
Molecule: messenger RNA, 1999 nt
Organism: Populus euphratica (Euphrates poplar)
Lineage: Eukaryota; Viridiplantae; Streptophyta; Magnoliopsida; Malpighiales; Salicaceae
Product: pre-mRNA-splicing factor SLU7-A-like
Exons: 9
Coding region: 196-1806 (536 amino acids)
Biological process (GO): mRNA splicing, via spliceosome
Cellular component (GO): spliceosomal complex
Molecular function (GO): pre-mRNA 3'-splice site binding
Source: RefSeq, a predicted model, not a curated record